This is a messenger RNA of Diospyros lotus (date-plum), 2214 nucleotides long. RefSeq names its product protein DA1-related 1-like. The coding region runs from base 540 to 1952 and encodes 470 amino acids. NCBI's taxonomy places the organism in Eukaryota, Viridiplantae, Streptophyta, Magnoliopsida, Ericales, Ebenaceae. The transcript has 13 exons. Gene Ontology annotation, molecular function: ubiquitin binding. The record is from RefSeq and is a predicted model, not a curated record.
CAAGGGAUUAUCUUGGAGGGACUAAUUUCUAGAGCCUAUUUCCAAGUAUGGCAAGGCAAAACUGUAGACGUUUUCGUCUCUACAGAUAGAAGGAUCUAGGAUGUUGUUACAACAGCAAGGAAGACCCAAACCCAUUAUCAAUUUGUCUUCCAUUUCGUCAAUUUGUUCAUUAUAAGAGGUCUUACGUUUGUCUGUUUCUUGACAUGUGGUGGACGGCGGUUGAAGAUUGGGGCAGAGGUCCCACAUGGCGAAAUCCUUUUGAAUUUUUGGACCAAACUGGUCUGCUGAUCCGAUCCUAUGGCUAUGGACACCAGUAUUUUUUAGAAUUAAAGGCUUCGACUUUCUCUCACUGCUGCCGUCCUCCGUUUUGCCUUUAUUCGGCGGCUACAUAUUUCAAUUCGUGACGGUGACUGUGCUUGCAAGUGACUGACUGAUCAUCAGGCCUGUCAGGGAUUCAUCGGCCUUCUGUCUCUGCAUAAUCUCUCAACAUAUCUUGGCAGGGAAAAAUUUUCUGCUAAAACCAAUAAAUUUACCGCAUUAUGGAUUGGCUAACUGAUGCAUACAACGCCUGGCGGGAUCACAUGUCAGAAGGGCAACAUCGUGGAAAGUAUGGGGAUGACAAUUCUUGGGGCAACCCUUCUACUGCGGGUGCAUAUUCUGAAUUUGAGAAGGAAGAUAUUGACCGUGCUAUUGCACUUUCCCUUUCAGAAGAAGAUCACAAAGGCAAAAAAGUAGUCGAGCAUGAGUCCCAAUUGGAGGAAGAUGAACAACUUGCUAUAGCCCUUCAUGAAAGACUGAAUUUGGAUUCUCCACCACGAUCUUACCGUAGAAAUCUGUCUCCACCUUAUCCAUACUUCUAUGCAGCCGGUUACAGGAUCUGUGCUGGUUGCAAUGCUGAAAUUGGUUUUGGACGAUUUCGGAGUUGCAUGGGUGCUUUUUGGCAUCCUGAAUGUUUUCGUUGUCAUGCUUGCAAUCUACCCAUUACUGAUUAUGAGUUUUAUACAUCUGAGAAUCGCCCUUACCACAGAUCCUGCUACAAGGAAAAGCAUCAUCCAAAAUGUGACAUCUGCAGGAACUUUAUCCCAACAAGUGCCGCUGGUCUCAUUGAGUAUAGAGAACAUCCUUUUUGGCGACAAAAAUUCUGCCCCUUGCAUGAGCAUGAUGGGACUCCUAGGUGCUGUAGCUGUGAAAAAUUGGAGCCAAGGGAUGCAAGAUAUCUGGCCCUUGAUGAUGGUAGAAAGCUAUGUUUGGAGUGUCUAGACUCUGCAAUAAUGGAUACACACGAGUGCCAACCUCUUUACCUUGAAAUACAAGAUUUUUAUGAAGGUUUAAAUAUGAAACUGAUACAGCAAGUUCCUUUACUUUUGGUUGAGAGGCAAGCACUGAAUGAAGCCAUGGAAGGAGAAAAAAAUGGUCAUCAUCACUUACCUGAAACAAGAGGACUUUGCCUAUCGGAAGAACAAACUGUCAGCAUUAUCUCAAGAAGGCCAAGGAUUGGGGGAUUCCGGAUUCUGGACAUGUUUACAGAGCCCUGUAGGCUAAUGCGUCGAUGUGACGUGACUGCUAUCCUCAUAUUAUAUGGUCUCCCCAGGUUGUUGACUGGAUCGAUCCUUGCUCAUGAGAUGAUGCAUGCGUGGCUGCGGCUCAAUGGGUACCCCAACCUAAGUCCUGAAGUUGAAGAAGGCAUCUGCCAAGUGUUGGCUCAUAUGUGGUUGGAUUCUGAGAUAAUGGCUGGUUCUGGUAGUAGUGUUGCUUCCUCAUCUUCGUCGUCAAAGAAGGGUCAGCGUUCUCAGUUUGAGAAGAAACUUGGCAAGUUCUUUAAACACCAGAUAGAGUCAGAUACUUCAGCAGCAUAUGGAGGGGGAUUCAGAGCAGGUAAUGAAGCAGUGCUCAAGUAUGGUCUUAGGAGGACCCUUGAUCAUAUUCAGCUGACUGGAUGCUUUCCAUACUGAAUCUAGUACUAGUAAAAUUCUGAGUCUGAUUGUUGCUUUGAACCUGUCAUAUUAUUAGUUAUAAAGCCCGAAUGAAUGGCACGAAAACAUCAUAAUAUAUGCUCUAAUAGGCAGCAGUGUAUAGUGCCUAGUGCAUAGUGCCUACAUUCUAUGAGGAAGUGAUGGACCUUACACGUACCUUGCCAUUGGACAUUCUAUCUGUUGUUGAGAUAUAUAUCAUAUGCAGAAAAGAAAGACUGAAUGAAAGUGACUUCGUCAUGCA